UCCUUUACAAAAGAUUAAUGGGAUGUUUGAGAAGAGAGCUGUAUUAAAAGAAGAGUGUUACAAAUGGCUUCAGAACCUAUGAAUGCAAAACAAGCUAGGAAUCGCUUCACAAAGGGGAAAAGGCAACAGCAUCAGCAAAUAAAGAACAGAUCUUCACUUGGUGAUGGUGAUGGAGAAGACUCCUUUAUCUCUGAUGCCAAUGAAACUUGGAAAGAUUUUCAUGGUUCUCUUCUUCAGUUUUAUGAAAAUGGAGAACUCUGUGAUAUCACAUUGAAGGUUGAACUGGUGGCUAGAGCUUGCUGUGAAUACAUGAAGUUACAUUUUCAUCCCUCCAGUUGUCUGGCAGUAAGAGCCUUUGCAGAAAGUCACAAUCGUAUAGACUUAAUGGACAUGGCAGAUCAGUAUGCCUGUGAGCAUUUUCCUGAAGUAGUGGAGUGUGAAGACUUUGUUCGUUUGCCGCUGUUGCCAGUUGAUUUUCUUAUGGGUGCUGUGACAAAAGAACAGAUUGUCAAACAGAACCUAAAAUGUAGAGAUUUAUUGGAUGAAGCAAGAAAUUACCACCUUCACUUGAGUAGCAUGGCAGUACCUGACUUUGAAUACUCCUUUCGGACUACCCCAAGGAAACAUACUGCUGGUGUGCUAUUUUGUGUAGGUGGUCGAGGUGGAUCAGGUGACCCCUUUUGCUGUAUCGAAUGCUAUUCUAUCAACAAAAACAGCUGGUUCUUUGGACCAGAAACGAACAGUCGAAGGCGACGUGUGGGUGUAAUCUCAGUGGAAGGUAAAGUGUAUGCAGUGGGUGGACAUGAUGGAAAUGAACAUUUAGGUAGUAUGGAGAUGUUUGAUUGUCUCACUAUUAAAUGGAUGAUGAAGGCAUCAGUGAACACAAAGAGGCGAGGAAUUGCCUUGGCCUCCUUGGGAGGCCCAAUUUAUGCAAUUGGAAGGUUAGAUGACAACACUUGCCUCAACGAUGUUGAGAGAUAUGACAUAGAAUCUGAUCAGUGGAGUACAGUGGCACCAGUGAAUACUUCCCGUGGAGGAGUUGGCUCUGUGGCUCUUGUGAACCAUGUUUAUGCAGUAGGUGGCAAGGAUGGAGUAGCUUCUCUAUCUAGUGUGGAGAGGUGUGAUCCACAUCUCGAUAAAUGGAUAGAAGUUAAAGAAAUGGGUCAGCGAAGAGUAGGCAAUGGAGUUAGUGAGCUCCGUGGUUGCUUACACGUUGUUGGUGGUUUUGAUGAUAAUUCUCCUGUGAGUUCAGUUGAGCGGUAUGAUCCUCGAAGCAACAAGUGGGAUUAUGUAGCAACCCUUACCACUCCCGGGGGUGGAGUGGGGAUCGCAACAGUGAUGGGCAAAAUCUUUGCAGUUGGUGGUCAUAAUGGCAAUGCAUACUUAAAUACAGUAGAUGCAUUCGAUCCAGUGCUGAAUAGGUGGGAGCUUGUUGGAUCUGUGUCUCACUGCAGAGCUGGAGCAGGUGUAGCUGUGUGUGCCUAACUAGGCAAAUUCGAGAUGUAGGUCGUGGAUCCAAUAAUGUGGUUGACUGUAUGUGACUUGAGUUCUAGCCACCAACAAUUUAAUCAUAUCUGAUAGGCAAGAAAGACUACCAGGAUUUUGUAAUGGCCACCUUUGAACAGUUUUAACUACUACUAGAGUCUCAUUUAAACGUAAACUGUUGUAUUGUGACUACGUGCAACUUUUGAAAUUGUAGCUGAAACUACUAGUAAUAAAGUUGAUACUUCCCACUUUAACAAAUAAUGAAGUAGGGAAGGAAGACACUCUAACCUGAAACCAUACAUCCUCCAAAGAAAAUGUGUUUAAAGGAGUGCCAAAACCUUGAAUUUCCUUUUUUUAAAAAACUACGGAUGAAUCAAAAUGUAAAAUGAAGUCAUUUGCUGAGCUUUACCUUUUGCCUAAAGGUGUUAACCUUAGGCAGUAGACUUUUCCUAGGGGGAUAUUGUGAACCUAUUCAUCAACACAAGGAUAUCAGGACACAUAACAUACCUGCUCCAUUUGAAGAUCUUUUCUACUUGGUGCUGAUGAAUUUUUGCCUUGUUUUUUUCUAGGUGUUGAUUUUUCAAGUCCUUGAAUAUUUACAGAAAUAGGAAAAAUAUUUCAUCUUUCUGAGUGCCCUUUGGCUGUGUUUUCAGAAGCUUAUAGGAAUGCUGUAGGAAGCCCUUAAUUUCAGUUUGAAUUGUUAGGACACAAAAAGAUCUAACUGAACUAAUUCCACCUGAAUGAAUCUGCACUUUUAUUUUUUCAUCUCAUGCCGAAAGGAUUUGUUUCAUAAUCAAAAAUUGAACCAGAGGGGAUAUCAGAGGAGAAGGCUUUAAAGUCAA
Molecule: messenger RNA, 2327 nt
Organism: Orcinus orca (killer whale)
Lineage: Eukaryota; Metazoa; Chordata; Mammalia; Artiodactyla; Delphinidae
Product: kelch-like protein 8
Exons: 1
Coding region: 64-1485 (473 amino acids)
Molecular function (GO): protein binding
Source: RefSeq, a predicted model, not a curated record